GAGCAGGGAGAAAGACCCAUUUUUCUCUCAGAGUCCAGUUUAGACCAGUUUACCUUUUUGGACGAACAGCAGAAUCUCUGUGAUGCCACCACGGAUGCUUCUUAAUGAUGUGAUAUAAGUGAUCAGCGAUCCUUCAUCCUGAGCGUCAGUCAGGGAGGCUUUCUCUGCGUUUUUCUCUCCUCUCUUGCGGUCUCUCUCGACCUACUCUCUACAUUUCCCUCCUCUGCUUCUUUGCCCCUCUCUCCCUAAUUUAUAACCCUCGACCAUGGCUCCGACCCUGGUCACGGCGUUCGCCAGACGCUGGUGGAUGGCAGUGACUUCUAUCAUUGAGAAUCUGCUCUUCUCCGCCGUGCUGCUUGGAUGGGGGUCGCUCCUCAUCAUGCUCAAGUCAGAAGGCUUCUACUCUUACCUUUGCUACGAAGAGGGCUUCAACAGUUCCAGCUACAAUCUCACCCAACUCCUGGCAACGGCGACACCCGAUGACUAUGCUGACUAUGAAAGUGAGGGAGGCGUGGUUGGUCUGGGAGACGGAGUGGAGAUGAGGCCCCUGGUCCCUAUGGAUGGGCCCCUGAGGAUGAACGGCUGGCUGAUUUGUAAAGAACAGGAUGAGAUGCUGAACCUGGCAUUUACAGUGGGCUCCUUCCUGCUCUCGGCCAUCACGCUGCCAUUGGGGAUCGUCAUGGAUAAAUAUGGACCUCGCAAACUGCGACUGCUGGGCAGCACGUGUUUUGGAUUUUCCUGUCUACUCAUUGCUUAUGGAUCCUACAACCCAAAUGAACUCUCCGUCCUUAUCUUCAUUGCCCUGACUUUCAAUGGCUUUGGGGGCAUGUGCAUGACCUUCACCUCUCUCACACUCCCGAACAUGUUCGGGGACCUUCGCUCCACCUUCAUCGCCCUGAUGAUUGGCUCCUAUGCCUCCUCCGCUGUCACCUUCCCUGGUGUCAAGGUGAUCUACGACCUUGGCAUAUCUUUCAUUUCUAUCCUGGUGGUGUGGGCUGCAUGUGCUGGACUGGUCUUCUUCAACUGCUUCUUCAACUGGCCAAUGGAGCCGUUCCCAGGACCAGAAGACAUGGACUACACUAUUAAGAUUAAGUUCAGCUGGCUGGGCUUCGACCAUAAAAUCACAGGGAAGCAGUUCUAUAACCAAGUGACCACAGUGGGACGUCGUCUAAGUGUGGGCGACAACCUGAAGCAGAAGGAGCUGGUGACUAAGGACGGAAACAAGCUCUGCCUCUCCACCAUGGACCUGGAAAUGGAGAGCAAGACAAAAGAGUCCCAGUCAUUCUUGAAAACCAUCAUCAGCCCGAUCUUCCUGCUCAGUCUGGUGACCAUGUCCGUCACUCAGCUCCGUCUCUUGUUCUACAUGGGGGCCAUGAACAGCGUGCUGGAGUCGCUCAGUGAUGGAGACCUCAACACAGUGGAAAGAAUGGAACUCGUGGGUCUGUACUCCUCCAUCUUCGGCGUACUGCAGCUGCUUUGCCUGAUGACCACUCCUGUGAUUGGUCAGAUCAUGGACUGGAAGCUGAAGGACUGUGAUGAUGGAGAGGAAGAAAAGGAGCCCUACAGAAAGGGGGAGACAAAGAUUAAGCGCAGAGACAAAAAGACCCAGAAGGUGACCAAUGCCUUGCGAGCGUUCGUCCUCACAAACGUCCUUCUAGUGGGAUUUGGGAUCACUUGUCUGGUGCCCAGUCUCCCCCUGCAGAUUGUGUCAUUUGUCUUACACACUGUGGUGAGAGGAUUCAUUCACUCAGCGGUUGGCGGCCUCUAUGCUGCUGUGUAUCCCUCCUCACAGUUUGGCAGUCUAACAGGCAUGCAGUCUCUGGUCAGUGCUGUGUUUUCUCUACUGCAGCAACCCCUGUUUCUGGCUAUGAUGGGACCCUUGGAAGGAGACCCAUUCUGGGUCAAUAUUGGGCUCUUUGGUGUCAGUAUGCUGGGCUUCUUGCUGCCUCUCUACCUGAUCUGCUACAGACAGACGCUCUACAAACAGCAACAACUAAGGGAGGACAAUGCUAAGAUCUACAUCAAAAUCAACGGCUCUGACAUCCCUGAGGCUUACGUCUAGAGAAAAGUCAAUGCAAAGAAAUGGAUAACAGAGGAUGAAGAACGAUCUUUUACUGGGAAAUUGGCAAUCCAGUCAAGGACAACUGAAAUGUUAACUAUUUAGAAUAUGACAUUUAAACCUACUGUGUAAUUGUUAUAGGUCCCCAUCGAGUACAGACACAAACAGACUCCUGUGUCAUUUUUCCAAGAUAGAACAAGAUAAACUGAUGCUGCGGUUGUCACAAAAACGGGUCAGUUGGACAGUCGCGAAGGAAGAAAGUGAAACGUGGAGGGAAAAAGAAAAAACAAGAGGAAAGACUGUGAAAGGAAAGAGGCAUGAGCCCUCUGCAUCUCCCCCCAAAGUCCUCUGACUUCUCUUUUUAUUCCCUCCUCUCUGAGCGGCACAUCAGUGCAGAUCCGUUCCACAUAAGACUGUUAUAAUAUUCCCCAAAUGAACAGAAAAGGAGAGUUUGUUUAGCUCAUGAAACAUCCUCCCUGUGACAGCAUCAAGACUGCUAAACGUCCCCCACAAAAUGACCUCACCAUUAUUAGUUAUUGUGUCAUAUGUUGACUUUGUAUCAUCCUGAUUGUAAAUGGCAUAACAUGGUGCUUUUGAUAGACGGUGUAAGGUAAGUGUGGACUGCAUGGCAUUAAUGAGCGACAGGGAGGAGAGAAGAACCUUAUUGCUGAUGUUUUAAAGAGACUAUGGGGCUGGAUUGUUUUCUUUUUUUUACCUGGCUAACAUCUUACUAUAGUCUAAAACAGGUGUAGCCUAGAAUAUACUGUAGUAUGGAUGAAUGUCCGUGUUUUUUGGGGCUGCAUUAUGAAAGAGGGACGUCAAAUAACUGCGGUAUGUUUUGCUCAAAGCAAAAUGUUCAUGUAUGUUUAGAGUAUUUAUUUUAUUUCUUGCUUUCUUUAGUUUUGUUUUUGUAUGUUAAGUUUACCGGGAUUGCCUUGUGAAUAUACUUCAUAUUUGUUCAUUGGGCAGCAUUACACAUAUCAGUUAAAAUAGUCUCCCCAUCAUGUUCUCCAUUCAGUGUAUCCAUAAAAUCUUCAUCAUACACUGUUCAGCACUUUAUACCCUGUUAACCCCUUUACAAUACAUUUCAAACACAUCACGCAGCUCAUUUCAGCACUUCUCUCCUGAUGCCUCUCUAAAAUAGUACCACUUUCAUUUUGUGCUCCUCCAACCUUCUUACAUGUAUUUAUUUCAUUUUACGUUCACUUUUCAUCCCGUAUUUAAAUCAUGCUGUGCUGACAACGCAUGUCUGAUCGUACACUGUUGUUCGCAUAGAGCUCUUCUACAGCUGAAGAUAAUGUAGAGAUGUUGUAUUGUUGGCGUACAUUUUUGAAAAUGGAAGAAUUUGUGGGGGUUAAUAAAGAUGACUUGAUCUCUUUAA
This is a messenger RNA of Anarrhichthys ocellatus (wolf-eel), 3440 nucleotides long. RefSeq names its product solute carrier family 43 member 2b (gene slc43a2b). The transcript has 15 exons. The record is from RefSeq and is a predicted model, not a curated record. Gene Ontology annotation, molecular function: neutral L-amino acid transmembrane transporter activity; L-amino acid transmembrane transporter activity. Lineage: Eukaryota; Metazoa; Chordata; Actinopteri; Perciformes; Anarhichadidae. Gene Ontology annotation, biological process: transmembrane transport; neutral amino acid transport. Bases 266 to 2062 code for a protein of 598 amino acids.